Acanthosepion pharaonis is the source of this 1152-nucleotide messenger RNA. The record is from the annotation of a GenBank genome assembly. Lineage: Eukaryota; Metazoa; Mollusca; Cephalopoda; Sepiida; Sepiidae.
AUGAGCUUUGGAACGUGGCAUGAGCUGCAAGACCAUGUGGCCACCCACCAUGCUAAUCAGUAUAACCCUGCUUUGAUCUAUUCCCUGUCUGAUGGCCAGGGGGCUGAUAUUGGAAUGCCAAAUGGUGAUUAUGAUCAUGCUGGGGGUAACACCCCACCAGGGUCUCUCAUCAUCGAUCCCGAUGAGGGGAAGCCCGAUUACUCCAGUCAUAUACCAUUAGCAUUUAGCAGCCCUGACGUUAGCAAAUCAUUGGCUAAGGCAUCUCUCUCCCCUAUGUCCAGUGCUCCAUCUUUAAAUGCAUUUGUCCCGCAAUCCAUCAACUCCAUUGCGCAAUCUUUAAACUCAAAAUCAUUCAAUUCCUCAAUGGAUCACCCUGAGGAUCUAUCUACUCACUCUUUCCAUUCAGACAACAUCCAGAAGUCUGAAAUGUCUGAGGGGCAAGAAAACAUACCGCCGCCCAAUGAGGAGCCAGUAGACAUGAUCACGACUACAAACCGUGACCGACGGUUCAGUUCGGAGUCAAUUGUUAACAGCAGCAAUCGUGAAAGCAACAGCAACCAAAUAUUUCGGUAUGAGACUUCUCACUAUGAGAGUUUGUUGGAGAACGACAUCACCCCGACGAAGCCUGCACACCAGUCUUCAGAAAAUUCAAGUAUAUGUAGUUCUAAAUCGCCUGAGGGUGCUCUCUUGCAAGACCCCAUCAUUAGCCAUGACGAUAACAGUCAGCAACAGCAGCAACAACCGUCUGCUAUCACUCGACUGAACCUCAACUCGCGAAUGAUCCCCUCUUCAUCUUCAAGCUCAACCUCUUCAAACACUCGCAAACAGAAACAUCCCAUGCGUCGCUGCAGCAGUACCAAUGGCAGUGACUAUGACACACCUGCUCAGCCAUCCAGCCCAUCACCAGGUGUAGUGGUCAUGAGUCAGAAAGACCGGGACGCUGAUGACCAGUCUAUGCUGACCUACCUCCUUCAGAAGGGGAAAGUGUUUAAAUGUGUCCACUGUCACAUUGUCUUCGAUGACUGCUCCACCUAUGUCUUGCACAAUGGCUUUCACUCGCACAAUGGGGAACCAUUUCGUUGUGGGAUCUGUCACCUGAAUUGUAAGGACCGUAUCGACUUCAAUUGUCAUCUAACGAGUCACAUCAAAUAG